GGAAGUACGGUCGCCAUUUUAUUGUUAACAUUUACUUGCUCAGCUGUAUAUAUUGUUUAUAUUUUGUAACCUUUUGUAAUCAUUUUAAUUUUAAUUAUUAUAAUAAUAAUAUAAUUUAAUAAAGGUGGAUAAUCAUCCCUCAAUUCAGAGAGUACAUAAUGUCAAAACCAAUUGUCUUUGUAACUGGCAAUGCUAAAAAAUUAGAAGAAGUAUUAGCAAUAUUGGGAAAACAAUUUCCAAAAACAGUGAUUAAUAAAAAAAUUGAUUUACCAGAAUAUCAAGGUGAAAUUGAUGAUAUUAGUAAAUUAAAAUGUAAAUCAGCAAUGGAAGUUGUAAAGGGUCCAGUUAUUGUUGAAGAUACAUGUCUUUGUUUUAAUGCAAUGAAAGGAUUACCUGGUCCAUAUAUUAAAUGGUUUCAAGAUAAAUUAGGACCAGAUGGUUUAUAUGAUAUGUUAGCUGCUUGGGAUGAUAAAACAGCUGAAGCAAUAUGUACAUUUGCAUAUUCAACUGGUAAUCCAAAUGAUGAAGUUAUUUUAUUUCAAGGUAAAACAAAAGGUACUAUUGUUAAACCACGUGGACCACGUGUAUUUGGUUGGGAUCCAGUUUUUCAACCAGAUGGACAUGAUCAAACUUAUGCACAACUACCAAAAGAUAUUAAAAAUACUAUAUCACAUCGUAGUUUAGCACUUGAAAAAUUAAAAGAUUAUUUCAUCAAUCAAGCUAAAUAAUUUAUCAUCUACAAGCAACAUAAUUUUUUUGUCAUCAAGUUGAUCAAUCAUCAGAAAUAACAUCAUUAAUUCUCUAUUAAUUGCUCAAAAUAAAUACACAGCUCAAUUAAACAUUUAAAAAUAGAU
Molecule: messenger RNA, 854 nt
Organism: Aphidius gifuensis
Lineage: Eukaryota; Metazoa; Arthropoda; Insecta; Hymenoptera; Braconidae
Product: inosine triphosphate pyrophosphatase
Exons: 2
Coding region: 159-728 (189 amino acids)
Biological process (GO): nucleoside triphosphate catabolic process
Cellular component (GO): cytoplasm
Molecular function (GO): nucleoside triphosphate diphosphatase activity
Source: RefSeq, a predicted model, not a curated record